Fundulus heteroclitus (mummichog) is the source of this 5886-nucleotide messenger RNA. It is a transcript of the gene cfap65, whose product is annotated as cilia and flagella associated protein 65. The record is from RefSeq and is a predicted model, not a curated record. Bases 108 to 5228 code for a protein of 1706 amino acids. The transcript has 35 exons. NCBI's taxonomy places the organism in Eukaryota, Metazoa, Chordata, Actinopteri, Cyprinodontiformes, Fundulidae.
UGGGGACCAGAUGAACUUCGCAGCUUUCGGAGACGUUUUUUUUUGUUAAUAAAUAUAUAUCUCAAGUCGGACUCUUGGCUAAUUGUUAAUGCUUCGUCGUGUAAGCCAUGUUAGCUGAAGCCCGGAGACAGCGCUGUUCGGCGUGUGUUGCUCCAUGGAAGCUGUCCAGCACAGGGACGGAUGUCAAAGAACCACGUCUCCCCGCCAGAAAACGCUGGCGAAGAAAAUCUUCCAGCCAAAGAACCUGCUUCUUAGGUCUGGAAACCAGACCAGAGCUGUUAUGGGAGGAUUGGGUACUUGGAAGGGAGUACACGAAGACACUGGUGUUAAAGAACACCCGUGACAAGAUGCAUAAGCUGCACGUUAGAGCUCCAGAGUCCAUGUUUUUCUCAACCUUGAAUCCUGAAGUAGUUGUUCUCAGCCCAGGGACUUCAUUCUCCUUACAGGUCACCUUUAGACCUCUCAAAAGGCGUGAGUAUAAGGACAGCAUUCAGUUUCAAGCUAAAGAGGGAAGCUUUCAAGUAAGCCUCCAUGCCGUGCUUCCAAGUCAUUCCCUGAAGGUCCCUGAAACGGUGGCGCUCCCCCUCUGUGCUGUUCAGCACUCCACACAAACCAGUUUCCCACUGAAAAAUCUCAGUAAGGUUCAGGUGUCAUUUAAGUGGGAUUGUGCAGCACCCUUCCAGCUCAUUCCAGAAGAAGGCCUUCUGAAACCUGGUCAGGAGUGUCUCAUUGUGGUGGACUUUCAGCCGCCGGAGGCACAGGUCUACCAGCAGCAGGCGCACUGCAGAUCUGGGGAAGAUGAUGACAAAGCUGGCUGCUGCAGCUCUGUGCUUCUACAGGGGAUAGCCAAAUAUCCUUAUCUUCAAAUAAGAAAUCCCAGUAACAAAAAGAAAAGCUGCCCUGGUGAUCCUGAGUUACACUUUGGCUCUGUGUCAAUUGGCCAGAGUUUGAGUAAGCACUUUGAAAUCUUCAACCCUUCGUCUGUUAACGUGUGCUUUUCUCUGUCACGGCUGCUUGGUGGGGCAGUUCUGUAUGGAUCAGACUUCAGUUGGGAUGUGCCCAGUGGCAAAAUCGCUCCAGGUGGAUCACUCCAAGUUUCGGUCACUUAUUCGCCCACCGUGGUUGAGAUCGUCUCUGUUGAGUAUUUGUCUCUGAAUUACAAGGGGGCGCUCAGCAAAACUCAGAUUAAACUCAUGGGAAAGUGUAUAGGUCCUGAAGUUUGUCUGUCCUCCUCUGUGGUCGACUUUGAAUGUGUUGAAGAAAGAGGAUCCGCAGUAGAAACACUGGAGCUCCUGAACUCCUCCCCUGUUCAGGCUGUCUACCAAUGGGAUAUAGACUGUUGGAACAGUGUUUUUGGUAUUUCACCAGCGAGUGGCGCUGUGCUCCCACAGGGCCGCAUCAAAGUCAAGGUCCUUUACAGACCCACGCAACCAAUGGCACAUCACAGAAGAGUGGCAUGUCUCAUACUCCACAGGGAGCCUCUGUUUCUGGACUUGAUUGGUACGUGUCACUCGGCGGUUCAGCGGCCAGCGAUAUUAAAACCCGAACACUUGGUUGUGUUCAAGCAUCAGUGGUCACCAGGCUCUGUCCGGGACUUGCCGCCAGAUCACAAUACACUGCCGGACCAACAGGGGGAAUCAAACAGUGACCCUGUCAUUCCGGACACGCCCAGAGAAAAAUGCAAUGAAAUGAACACGGAUCCUCUCACCUCUCCAUCUCUUCCAUUUGUAACUAUUGAACCAAGUGAGCUACUGUUUAACCACAAAGCAACGUCCACUGCGUCUACCUCAUCUGCUCUGUCGCAGUGUGUUUCCAUUACAAACCACGCCAAAGGCAAACUCAGCCUGAUGUGGACUGUUGUCCAAGAUUCCCCUUUUUGUGUUGCUCCUUCGUCAUUUGAGUUGGCCCCACUGAAGUCUACCACAGUGCGUGUGACGUAUGAGCCCAACCAGAUCAAUACCCUGCAUGGAGGAGAGCUGGAGUGCUUUGCAUAUUACAAGAAGCCACAGGAUGAUCCUGAAACAGGACAACAACGUCCAUGUCUGCCCUGGUGUGUAACUGUCAGAGUCAUUGGCCACUCAUUUCAGCCGGACCAAGAGCAUUUCACUCCAUGCUGCACUUUGAAUCCGCAUCAAGUGGUGUUUCCAGCUCGGAGGGGUAUUUCCUAUCGGACCGUUCUACUGCAGAAUAAUGGAGAUCAGCCUCUCACCUUCUGCCUGAACCAGAGACCAAAUGACGCUUUGCCUAAAUCUGUGCACAUGUUGCCUGGCUGUGGUUUGGUGCAGCCAGAAAAACAUCAAAUCAUUACCAUCAGAGCAGUCCCCACAGAGGACAGCCCCAAGCAGGGUUCCAGUUUACCGCUGCAGCUCAAUGCAACUAAAUCCACAAAGGAACUGAGAGUUGUGAGGGUUUUACAAAAGCCAAGCGUGUCUUUGGAAAGUGGCGGCAGUUUAUAUUUCCACCCGACAGCUGUCGGCUCGAGAACCCAGCGCACCCAUUCCAUCAGGAACUUAAGCUGCUUGCCCGUCAAGUUCCAGUGGAGCAUUUCAGAGACGGAGCGGAGGCUUAUCUUUGUCGAACCAGAUGCUGGCGAACUGCAUCCCAAUGAGAGCUCAGUUCAGACGUGGUCCUUCAGCCCUCUGGAAGAGAAAACGUACACAUUUAAACCUACUCUCAGCUUCCACAGCGAUGACUCUGACAAGUUUCACCUCACCAUAGAACUGAUCGGCAUGGGCUCAGCAGCCUCCGUUGAGGCUGGUAAAGAGGUCCUGGAUGUGGGAGAGAUCUUAGUUGGAAGAUGUCGCUCAGUAGAGAUUCCCCUAGUCAACAACAGCCCCUGCCCCGUCUCUUUUCGUCUCUCUGCACAACGUAUGCUCGCAGAAAAUUCUUCUGAUUCUGAAGAGGACAGUGCCCUGCAUCUGGACUGUGAAACGGGAACGGUCGCUUCACAUUCCACUGUGCUGCUCCAUUCCAUCCUCAGACUUUGCACACAAGCCCAGUGCCUCUGGGCCGUCAACUACCAGAUAUUAAAUGCCAGUGGCUUGGGUUCAAGUCCUCCUCAGAAACUGUGUGAAGUGCGAGCUCAGGGGGUGUACCCCACCUUACAGGUGACUGACGCAUGCAGCGGUGGCAGCGUGGCCAGGCUCUGCAAGCAAGAUUUGUGGACACUCUUCUCAUUAGACAGCCUUAAUGAGCAACUGCUUUCCACCCCAUCUGCUAAAGAACGUACGUUAAAAACUCCCACCAAGCACAGUCUGCGAAAUAGUCCCUCCAUCUUGACCAAGGUCAUGGUGGAUUUUAAGUUUGGUGUUGCUCCUCUGAAUUCGGAUCCCUCAGAUUUCAUGUUGAUGUUUCGCAACCCGGGUUCCAUCCCUGUAGACUGGGCAUUCUUAUUUCCAGAGGACCAACAGAUGGAGCUGGAGGAAUGGGCGGUGACAGGAGAGUUUAGCAGCACAGACCUGCACCAAAUGAAGGUUCAAGACAAUCAACUCUUCAGAGUGUCCCCUCGCUCUGGAACUUUGCUUCCUGGCCAGAAGAGGGCAGUACACUUCAGCUACAGCCAUGACUUCAUGGGAACUGACCGACUUCCUGUUGUGCUCAAGCUCAGUUUUGGCAGAGAGAUUAUGCUAAACUUUGAAGGAGUGACCUUGAACCGAGAUGAACCAUAUCUCCACUUUGCUUCCAAUCAACAUGUAUUCACGUCUGUAGCUAUUGGGGACCCCAGUCCUCCACGACAGAUGUACGAAUUGUACAAUGGUGGGGCAGCGGCAGUACAUUAUGAAGUGGACCAAGCCGUGUUGUCACAGCUUCGGAUGGAUAACUAUAAUCACCCCGUCUUGAGAUGCCUCAGUCCACAAGGAGACGUUCUCCCUGGGAAUAAAGCCACAAUCGAAUGGAUCUUCUCUCCACUUGAGGCUAAGAUGUACCAUAUGGAUGUUCCUAUCCACAUCCAGAACAGCGAUUCAGUAAUUAUAAAGUUUGUGGGAUGUGGGAUUGCUGUGUCAUCAACCAUUUCCUCUAACCUCAUUGAGUGCAGUGAUAAGGCUCCUGAACAUGGCGCCCAGAAGGCGCCGUUCCCAGGACAGGCGGCCUUCUUGUCCGAGGACAGUGUUUCUUUUGGUGAUAUCCCAGUUUUCACGAAGUCUUCGAGAAUCUUCUUCCUCACCAGUUUGUGCCACACAGACACUCUUCACUAUGUCUGGGAGAUUCCCAAGCAGCACAGCCAAGAGGUGGUACAGAUCCAUCCAGAGCGAGGCUGUCUUGGUCCAGGAGAGUGUGCUAUUUGUGUCCUGACCUUCAUUUCUGAUUACCCCACUGUCUAUCGGCUAGACCUCAUAUGUCAGAUUACUCAGGAAGCUGCACUCGUCCGCUAUCACAGCGCCUCACAGCACUGGGAGGCAGAAAAAAAACGCCAGCAAGAGGAAUUCAUAAUCACAGACAAGAGCGCCGCCGACCGUCCAAGAGUUUUAGUAGAUGAGGCACCUCUGGGUCCUCCUGCAAGAAAAGAGUCGCCCCUCAGAAAGUACAAGACUCUCCCUCCUAUCUGUACCAGCAGCAGCGAAGCAGUCGGCCGUUUGUGGGCCAAACCAACUAGAGCUGAGAAACGACUGCAGCGAGAAGCCGCUCAAGUAUGGAGGCGGCCCCAGCCCCCCCGACCUGCUCUGCUACACCUGACUGUGACGGCCCACUCCCAUGAUCCUCGGGACUACUUCACACAUUUUCCUGAGCAGUACAAUAAGCAUUACAGGUACUCAACCAGGACCCAGAAAAGUGGACCCAAAUCUUCAAGCACGUCCCUUCCUGCUGAUCCAUUUUCAUCGACACAUGGCGCUGAGAGAGAUAUCCUCAUGGACAUACUUGCACCUCUUUACAAAAAUCUGCUUGACGAUGCAGCUUUUGCCCAGUCUCUGAUGGCUUUAGCCUCCGAGCCUCCGGUCUACAGGCCUCACACCUCUUCAUACCCCUCCGCCAUUCCUCCAUCGGCGGACGGAGAAGGAGCCGCUGGUGGUUUAGAGACAGUUCCCCAAAGCCAGGCCUCACCAGGUUCUGAGCGCGCUCCUGUUGAAGUGAUCGAGGCCAUUUUGUUGAACACGCUCCAGAACAUAAUGAUGGAGGCUGCGAGAGGAGAGCUGGCCCUUACAGCGCACCCCCGCACCAUCAUGCUGCCCCCUUCCUCAGUGAGGAGCGGGCCGGCCUUGGCUGAAGAGGACCAGCAGAGCCUCGGCUAACAACGGCUACCCAUCAUCCAACAGGCCAAAAUCUCUCUGCUGCUUUAUUUUAGAUCCAACUUUUGUAAAAUCACCAUCUUUUUUUUCUUCAUAUACAUCUCAACAAAUAUGAAUUAAAAUUUUGGAUUGCAGGGAAUUGGUUGAGAUGUACUUUUGAUACUUGUAAAACAUGAAUUUAGCAGAUUCUUUUAUGAGAAGCCACUUACAAAUGACACUUGUGCAAAAGCAAUGAGAGCAUUAAUGUUUGCGCUAAAUUAAUCACACACGUUAUCACCUGGUCUCAUUGGUAACAUGAGGAAAUUCCUUUAAUGGAAGAUAGCACCAAUAAUAUUUGGUGCUGCUGUAAAAUGUAAAUAUUUUUUAGUCGUCUACACUGGAUCUCUAUGAAUGUAUCAGCUUUACCUCUUUUUAAACGGCACACCCAAUACCGGAUUAGCCAAUAAUCUCAGCGAUUUUCUUAUCUAAUAAAAGGGAAGAUUUCCACAUUUUUAUUUGUUACCACCACAAACAUUAAUACUAAAGCUAAGAGACUUACAGUACCUCUGGAGGAGUUGCAGAGGUCCACAGCUCAGGUAGGAGAACCUGUGUACAUAACUAUUGCUCAUACAUUUCACAGAGCUACAAUUUUGGAAUAAGUGUCGAGAUGAAAGCCACUGUU